GCUUAUGUUUCACAUCUCCCUCAUGACAUGACAGACGCGGAGUGGCCGGAGAAGGCGGAGCUGGAGCGAUGGCUGAUGAACACCGUGAAGGACCCGGACCCUGGAGCGGUGUUCCUCCGGCAGGUGCUUCAGCCAGAGCCUCGUGGGGCGGUGGGUGGGAGCCCUGGUUUCUCCCGCGAUCCGCGGGACCAUGGCCGCUGUGGCAAAGACUUGGGCGGCCCGGCGAGUUCCAGAAAGCUCUCUGGCAAAGAUCCCACGCAGUUUCAUGCCGUUCGGGUUUCGGGACAGACUCGGAGGAUGAAUCCCGCCUACGGCUCCUACCUGCAGACGGACAAGGAUGUGAGGGAUGUGAUGCGAUGCUGGGCUCUGUCUCAAUGCAAGCGCCUGGCCACCGCAGCCAAGAGCUCCAAGCUGUUGCGGGCCUCCAAACGGGGCGAUGUGAACACCCCGCAAGACCUCACCAGGCACCCGCGGAGAUGGCGGGAUUGGGCCUGGAACGACACCGCGCUGCUUUUGUCCGAGGAGGACACCAGAGAGCAGGUGAAGGCCAUGGGCGCCUGCCUACUGAGCGAGGCCAACGACCUCAAGCGGCCCUUGCCCAUCGUGGCCAAGGAGUUGAACGUCAGCCUCGAUCUGCUGGAAUGCUUCCUGACGGGCAACCUGGAGGUCAGCGAUGCCCUGGACAUCAUGCGGAAGAUGAGCGAGGUCUACGCUGUGCCUCUGAACGACCUCUGGCUGGACGCCGAUGACACCACCUCGGGGCUGCGGCUCUUCACCACGGAGGCCGCGGAGUCCUCUAGCCGCAUCCUGGACCGCAAGGACCGCACUGGGCAGCGAACUCCGUACUACGAGUACCGGGACGCCGCGAUGAGCCGCUGCAGCCAGUUCCGGCCGGAGUGGAUCAAGGCCCCGCCUGAGGUCAAUUCAGGGGACCCCUGCGACCCGGAUGUGCAGAUGAACAACGGGCAUUUGAUGAUGCAGACCACGUUGUUCAUCGGCCCUGUGGACUUUUACUACACCGACCGGCAUGGCAAAGUCCAUCGCCGGGAGAUGAACACGGGGGACAGCAACUACAUCUCGCCCUUUGUGCCGCACUCCUUCACCGCCCGCGCGGAUGCGCCCGAGGCGAUCAUCAUCGCGGCCGCUUUGUUCGCAAGCCACUCCCUGCUCGCCCUGGCGCUGGCCGCUGUAGGCCUGCGCCUCUGCUUCGUGGGCGGAGGCUCCGCCGGCUCCGCCCGGGGCCCCGCGGUGGCCAUGGAGGCCCGGAAGUUCAUCGUGGGUGGCAACUGGAAGGCCAACGGCAGCCCCGAGAGCGUGAAGACUCUGGUCAAGGAGCUGAAUGACGGAGAGCUGACCACCAAGGAUGUGGAGGUGGUGUGCGCCCCGCCCUUCCUGUACCUCGCCGAGGUGAAGGACUCCCUGCGCAAGGAGUACAAGGUCGCGGCGCAGAACCUCUGGGACAAGGACCCCGGUGCCUGGACAGGCGAGAUCCCCGCGCAGCUGCUGGCGGACAUGGGCAUCGAGUGGGUGGUCCUGGGGCACAGCGAGCGCCGGGAGAACUGCGGGGAGACCAGCCAGAUCGUGGCUGAGAAGACCAAGUUUGCGGUGGACAAGGGCUUCAGCACCCUUACCUGCAUCGGCGAGAAGCUGGACGCCCGCGAGGGGGGCAAGACCUUCGAGGUCCUGGACGAGCAGCUGAAGCCGUUGGCGGAGGUGCUCUCCGAGGCGGACUGGGAGUCCGUGGUGCUGGCCUACGAGCCGGUGUGGGCCAUCGGCACCGGCAAGGUGGCCACCCCCGAGCAGGCGGAGGAGACGCACGCCUACAUCAGGAAGUGGCUGGCCGAGAACGUCUCUGAGAAGGUCAGCGAGUCCGUGCGCAUCCAGUACGGGGGCUCCGUGAAUGACAAGAACGCUGCCGAGCUGGGACAGCAGCCCAACAUCGACGGCUUCCUGGUGGGAGGCGCUUCCUUGAAGGGGAGCUCCUUCACCACCAUUAUCAAUUCUGCCGGCCUGGAUGACAAGAUUGGAACAGUCACCUACGGGGGCCAGGUGCGCCGGGCCUUCACGGAGCUGGCGCGGCUGGGGGCCUUCCGGGUGGCGCAGCUGGCCGGGGACUGCCGUAAUCCCGUGGAGGCUCGGAAGUGCCUUUUGCAGCGGCGCCUGGCGGCGGAAUGCCUCACAGAGGAGGGCCUCACGGAAGAGCUGAAGGCGUCGGUGGCGGCAGGCCGCGUGCGCGAACUCCUGGAGGGCGAGGAGGCCAGCCGAGAAGAGCUGGAAGCGCUGGCGGCGGUGCUGCAGGUGCGGCUCUCCGAUUUGCUGGUGACCCCCCUGGAGGAUGCCGAGGAGGUGGUGGUCACCUCUGCGCCCGAGAGCCGCCAGAAGGCCCGGGUCACCGGCAGCUACGUGCUGGCGCCUCUGGCGCGGACACGGCACCAGCCGGAUUUGAAGACCUUUGACUUGGAGGUGCUCGCAACGGCCACGCCCGGGGAAGGCCUCUCCUGCGGGCUCCACACCUUUGUCUAUCACUUUGGGUCCGAGCCCGUAGAGCUGACGUGGGCCGCGCGCGAAGAGCGGAAAGUUCUGCUGCGGCCGGGGGACUCCGCCUACGUGGCGCCCAUGGUCGAGCACCGCUUCUCUGUGGUGGAGCGGCCCGCGCCCGCGCCGCAGGCCAACCCCAACGGUGCGGCGCGGGGCGAAGGCCGUCGGCUCUUCCUGGUGCGGAUCCCAGGGCAGCUGUCUGGGGAGACCUUGGCGGAGUUCGCCACCUUCUCGGCCUUCGGGCGCGAGCGCGUGGGCGCGGAGACGGUGCGCUGGUACAACUGA
Molecule: messenger RNA, 2823 nt
Organism: Effrenium voratum
Lineage: Eukaryota; Dinophyceae; Suessiales; Symbiodiniaceae
Source: the annotation of a GenBank genome assembly